Suncus etruscus (white-toothed pygmy shrew) is the source of this 2037-nucleotide messenger RNA. RefSeq names its product copine family member 9 (gene CPNE9). Gene Ontology annotation, molecular function: calcium-dependent phospholipid binding. The record is from RefSeq and is a predicted model, not a curated record. The coding region runs from base 147 to 1814 and encodes 555 amino acids. The transcript is spliced from 20 exons. Gene Ontology annotation, cellular component: plasma membrane. Lineage: Eukaryota; Metazoa; Chordata; Mammalia; Eulipotyphla; Soricidae. Gene Ontology annotation, biological process: cellular response to calcium ion.
UGCCAUCUGGAGCGCUGCCGCUGGCGGCCACAGUCCAGGCGCGAUCGGCGGGAUCGGCGGGACAGCACGCAGGGGCCAGCUGGGGCCGAGGGAGGUUGCCGCAGCGGCUGGAGCCCCGGCAGCUGCCAGGUCUCCCCGGCCCAGCCAUGUCCCUCGGUGGAGCCUCGGAGCGCAGCGUCCCGGCCACCAAGAUCGAGAUCACCGUGUCCUGCAGGAACCUGCUGGAUCUGGACACUUUCUCCAAGUCUGAUCCCAUGGCGGUGCUUUACACGCAGAGCCGGGCCAGCCAGGAGUGGCGAGAGUUCGGGCGGACCGAGGUCAUCGACAACACGCUGAACCCGGACUUCUUGCGCAAAUUCGUCCUCGACUAUUUCUUCGAGGAGAAGCAGAACCUGCGCUUCGAUGUGUACAAUGUGGAUUCCAAAACCAAUAUCUCCAAACCGGUGAGCAAGGAUUUCCUGGGACAAGCAUUCCUGGCUCUGGGCGAGGUGAUCGGAGGACAGGGUAGCCGUGUGGAGAGACCUCUCACGGGUGUCCCAGGCAAGAAGUGUGGAACCAUACUGCUGACUGCAGAGGAACUUAGCAAUUGUCGGGACAUCGCCACCAUGCAGCUAUGUGCCAACAAGCUGGACAAGAAGGACUUCUUCGGGAAGUCAGACCCCUUCCUCGUCUUCUACCGAAGCAACGAGGAUGGCACAUUCACCAUCUGUCAUAAGACAGAGGUUGUGAAGAACACACUGAACCCUGUUUGGCAGCCCUUCAGCAUCCCAGUGCGGGCUCUCUGCAAUGGAGACUAUGACAGAACAGUGAAAAUUGAUGUGUAUGACUGGGACCGAGAUGGAAGUCAUGAUUUUAUUGGUGAAUUCACUACCAGCUACAGGGAACUGAGCAAGGCCCAGAACCAGUUCACUGUUUACGAGGUACUUAACCCUCGGAAGAAAUGUAAAAAGAAGAAAUAUGUCAACUCGGGAACUGUGACAUUGCUCUCCUUCUCCGUGGACUCAGAAUUCACUUUUGUCGACUAUAUCAAAGGAGGGACCCAGCUAAACUUUACCGUAGCCAUUGACUUCACAGCUUCCAAUGGGAACCCUCUGCAGCCCACUUCUCUGCACUACAUGAGUCCCUACCAGCUCAGCGCCUAUGCCAUGGCCCUCAAGGCUGUGGGGGAGAUCAUUCAGGACUACGACAGUGACAAGCUCUUUCCAGCCUAUGGCUUUGGAGCUAAGCUGCCCCCAGAGGGACGGAUAUCUCACCAAUUCCCCCUGAACAACAAUGAUGAGGACCCCAACUGUGCAGGCAUUGAGGGAGUGCUGGAAAGUUACUUUCAGAGUCUACGCACUGUGCAGCUCUACGGCCCCACUUACUUCGCUCCGGUCAUCAACCAGGUAGCCAGAUCUGCAGCCAAGAUCUCAGAUGGUUCCCAGUACUACGUACUGCUCAUCAUCACAGAUGGGGUGAUUUCUGACAUGACACAGACCAAGGAAGCCAUUGUCAGUGCCUCCUCACUGCCCAUGUCUAUCAUCAUUGUGGGUGUGGGACCAGCCAUGUUUGAAGCGAUGGAAGAGUUGGAUGGAGAUGAUGUACGUGUGUCCUCCCGGGGGCGCUAUGCAGAGCGGGACAUUGUUCAGUUUGUUCCCUUCCGAGAUUACGUGGACCGGUCCGGAAACCAGGUGUUGAGUAUGGCCCGACUGGCCAAGGAUGUGCUAGCCGAGAUCCCGGAGCAGCUAUUGUCCUAUAUGAGAACCAGGGACAUCCAGCCUCGGCCUCCGCCCCCUGCCAACCCCAGCCUGACUCCAGCGACAGAGAAGCCCUGAGACAGUCUUCCCCGACAUCAAGCCAUCUGCCCUCCUGCCCACCCACUGCUUCUGCUGGAAGCAAGAGGCACCUGGAGCCCAGAACUUCACUGGGUGUCGAGCUGGGAAGAUUGAUGCUCAACUCUCACUUCCAGGCCCCCAGCAGGAUCUGGCACUGUAGUUGCUUCCUUGUCUUCUUGCUAAUAAUAAAGUUAAUAUUUAUGCCACUGCUGUCUCAUACAUG